This is a messenger RNA of Salvia splendens (bonfire salvia), 3911 nucleotides long. RefSeq lists its product as uncharacterized. The record is from RefSeq and is a predicted model, not a curated record. The transcript has 4 exons. Lineage: Eukaryota; Viridiplantae; Streptophyta; Magnoliopsida; Lamiales; Lamiaceae. The coding region runs from base 116 to 3613 and encodes 1165 amino acids.
UCUCAACUCAUAGAAUAGUUCUUAUUGUCUCUUUCGCCACUCUCUCUCUCUCUCUCUAAAAACCCUCAAACAAAUCCCGCUUGCUGAAGAAAACACAACUUGAGAAAUCUUGAUUAUGGAAGAUGAGCGAGGUGGUGGGGGUCAUGAUGGCGGCCCGGACCUGGGUUUGAGUGCUAAAUUGGCUGUGGAAAACAUGGGUAGUGAAACUCAGGCUGCAGAAGUUUUUGGGGACGAAGAUGGUGAGGAAAUAAUGGUGGAGGUUGUGGGUUCGGAUGUUUAUGUAGAUGGGAUUAGUGGCAGCGGGGAGGGUGAUGUAGAGAUGGGAGAAGCCGGGGACUUGGAGGUUGGUGUGGUUGACAAAAACGAGGAAUCAGCGAAGGUUUCAAGUGAAGGGGAUGGGAAGAAGACGGGGGAGGAAAAGAAAGAAACUGCUGAAGGUGAUUUGGGGGUUUCUAAGUCGAGGGAUGAAAAACGUGGUGCUACUGAGAAAAUAAACAUCAAUUUGAGAGAUUUUGUUGGUGUUGAGAUGAAAAAAGUUAGUGCAUUGCUGGCAGGAGGGGUUAGUAGUGUCAAGGGCGAGGAGAGUUCAAGGAUUAAAAAGCCGGGAGGGUCUUCAUUAGUGGUUAGUGAGGUUCCUACAGAAGUUUCUAUGGAGAUUUGUGAAGAGGAGAAUACAAAGGAUGAAACGGUUGAUAAGGAGAGUUCUGAGGAAGUGAGGCUUCGAUCUUUAAAACGUCCCGUUGAAGCUAUUUCUGAUGAAAAAUCUGACCCUGUUGCUGCGGAUUCAGUGAAGUCUGAAGGGAAAACUGAAGAAACAUGUCAUGGUAAUGAUGGGGAAAUUUUAGGCUCGGAUGGUCAGAAAGAUGGGGAUAUGCAUCAUGAUGAUUCGGGUGUGGAGGAAAAAUCUAUUGGUGAGAAAGAUGUUUGUGCUGCUGAAAACACAAACUUGAUUCCUAAUGAGAGUGAAAAUAGAUCUGACAAAAUUGGUGAUGCUAAGGUUGAGCCGAAAGAUCAAACUGAUGAUGUUUCUCAUGCUGGUCCAGAAUCUGUUCAUGAGAAAUCUUUUGAGAAUCGGGCAGGAGAAACCGAAGGUAAGGAUGAUUUAGAAUCACAUAAAGCUCAAAACGACGUUUCCUCUGUUAUACAUACUGAACUUUCUGAUGGUGGUGAUACUACUGAAGCAAACAAAGGGAGAGGCCUCGAUGUUGAAGUUAAAGACGAGGCCGAGGAAACCGUGCAAAGUAAGAUGGGGGCAGAAACGGGCGACCAGAAUGUUGUGAUGUCUCGCGUGAAAGCUGUAGACGGGGUUGGAUCCGGUGGAGAAGGCAAGGAGAUUGAUUCAGAAAAUUUGGGGAAGUCGGUAGCUGGCCAUGAAGAUGCUAAAAUUCCUUCAAAAGAAGAUGUACACGGAGACGUUGUGGACGAGGGCAUGGAGGUUGAUUCAGAAAUUUUAGAGGGAUCCUCAACUAGGCACGGAGGUGCUGAAAUUCCUGCCGAAGAUGAUUCUGCUGAGAAUGUUCAUCUUCCAGAAAAAGGUGCGAAUGCAGAGGUUGAAACUGCUGAUGUGAUGGUGACUGAAGGGCUGGUAACAGAAAUAUCUAAUCCCGAGGCUGAGAAUACGAUUGUGGUGCAAAAUGAAGUGACUGAUGUGGCAACUGAUUCUGGUAUUGCUGGGAGUGCAGAAAUGCUUAGCGAAUCUAAUGGAUUUCAUAUGAUGGAGGCCCCGGGGGAUCAUAUGUCCGAGGCAAAACCUAUGGAUGUCGAUGAUGGGCGGGAGGUCAAUACAGAAUUAGCACCCGAGGAACCCCUUUUGGAGAGUGAUAAAUCUAAGAUAUCAACUGAACCACUGUUCAAUUAUGCAGGCGCGUUGAGGAUGAAGCAAUUUGGUUACUUGAUGCCCCCAGAAAAAGACGGUUGUUUUGCCCCAUCAGAUUUGGUCUGGGGUAAAGUCCGCAGCCAUCCGUGGUGGCCGGGACAAAUAUUCGAUUCAGCAGAUGCCUCAGAGAAGGCUGUUAAGUAUCACAAGAAAGACUCUUACUUGGUAGCGUAUUUUGGCGAUCAAACGUUUGCUUGGAACGAUUCGUCUGCCUUGAAGUCUUUCAGGGCGUAUUUUUCCCAGAUUCAGAAGCAAAGCAAUUCCGAAUCAUUCCAUAAUGCAGUCGGCUGCGCCUUGGAAGAGAUCGAGAGACGAGUACAGCUAGGGUUGUCGUGCUCUUGCACACCCAAGGAUGAGCAUGCUAGGAUUGAAACUCAGGUUGUGGAGAACACAGGGAUACGUGAAGAAUCAAGCCUGAGACGUGGCGUGGAUCAGUCGAGCUGUGCAUCUUGUUUUGAACCCAAGGAACUCAUUGAGUUCAUCAAAGGUGUGGCGCCACGUGCAUCUUCUGGAGCUGAUGGACUGGACCUUGUGAUUGCUCGAGCGCAGCUAUCUGCGUUUUGUUGUUUUAAGGGGUAUCGUUCCCCUCCUGAAUUGUUUCAGGAAAACCAUUCCUCGCCUGAAUUUCCUGCAUCCAAUGAAUUGCUCGAGAUAGAUGACCUAAUAGGUGACGGAACAGCUGCUUCCCGCAAACACAGACUGAAGGAAGGUGCUCAGUCGCGGAAAGAGAGAAGCUUGAAUGACCUAAUGGGCGACGGGGAAUACUGGCCAGAUGCUGAAGACGAUUCAGUCCCUGGAAAGAAACGAAAAGCUCUCGAUCCUCUAGCGGAAGGUUCAGACAAAAGGGUAGCAAAAGUGCCCACACCAACAAGUCAAGCUCCGAAGCCUUCCUUUAAAAUUGGUGAUUGUAUACGUAGAGUAGCGAGCCAGCUAACGGCAGUCGAUGGUUCUCCGAGCGUAUACGAGCCUUCGGAAAAGCAAGGUGUGGUGGUUUCAGUGGAAUCUUUAUCGGUGGACGAGUUGCUAUCUCGACUUGAGCUGGUGGCGCAAGAUCCUAAGAGAAGGCCUAGCAUCCAGCCCGAUAUCCGUGCUUUCUUCAUGCGUUUUAGAAGCUCGAUUGCUUUAAGCAGAAGAGGUAGAAAGAAAAGGUCCGAGCAGGCAGUCGGAGGAUCUGGUGAGGAAUUUGAAUUUGAUGAUGUGAAUGAUUCCUAUUGGACGGACAGGAUCGUGCAAAAUUACUCAGCUGAGCAACUGAUGCACGAACGAAUGAACGGAUCUGGGAAUCUCGAGCUAGUGACAUUUGGUGCGGAGAAACCUGCAAAGCCGGGCCGCAGACCUUACUCUAGAAAGAGAUUCUACCUUGGGAACUCGCCGACUUCAGCCCCCGAACCUGAUGAGAGCGCCAAAAGGAUCAAGCAAGAGACAUCUCCAGCAGAGCUUAUAUUGAACUUUGAAGAAAGGAACCGUGUCCCUUCGGAAAUCAAUCUAAACAAAAUGUUUAGACGUUUCGGGCCAUUGAUGGAGUCAGAGACGGAAGUUGACCACGAAGCCGGCUCUGCCAAAGUGAUCUUUAAGCGGGGCUCGGACGCUGAAGUUGCUCGCAACAGUGCUGAAAAGUUCAGCAUAUUCGGACCAAAUCUCGUUAAUUACCAGAUAGGCUACUCGCCCGUGAUCUCUGUACGAAUUUCACCAGUUACAAUUUCCCUGCCGCAGGAAGAGGCAGCUAUCGCGCUGUAGAUUUGAAGUAUGGCACUGUUUUAUCAGAAACUGUGGCCGUCUAACUUUAAUCCGAGGGAUGCACGAGCACGAAUCCCAGAAGAGAGGAGAAGCUGCGGAUUGGAGUCGGGAUCGGGUGGUGGAGAAGUCGUAUUUUCUUCCCGGUAUCGGUUGUCUAUUUGCAUUGUAGUAGGAGAGAUGUUACUUUGUUGUAUUCAAGGAAAUAUUUGAAGGUGGUUCUUUAAUUUGUAUCAUCACAUGCUACUCUGUUGAAGAUCUUAGCGUUUAAUUGCAUUUAGAUUGUCUUCUUUCACGUCAA